Molecule: messenger RNA, 854 nt
Organism: Mandrillus leucophaeus (drill)
Lineage: Eukaryota; Metazoa; Chordata; Mammalia; Primates; Cercopithecidae
Gene: ANKRD37
Product: ankyrin repeat domain 37
Exons: 5
Coding region: 151-654 (167 amino acids)
Molecular function (GO): protein binding
Source: RefSeq, a predicted model, not a curated record
CGCGGCUGCCAAGGGCCGGCCCGCAAGUCCCAGCGGUCUUUAAAUUCUCCCGUGCUGGGGCCGGCGUGCGCACUCUUACCUGCCGCGGUGCGGCGAGCGUCCCACCGCUCUGCGCUUCCGAGGACUCUUGUCAUCUGCCUUAGGCGGGAAAUGCUGUUGCUGGAUUGCAACCCCGAGGUGGAUGGUCUGAAGCAUUUGCUGGAGACAGGAGCCUCGGUCAACGCACCCCCGGAUCCCUGCGAGCAGUCGCCUGUCCACUUAGCCGCAGGAAGCGGCCUUGCUUGCUUUCUUCUCUGGCAGCUGCAAACGGGCGCUGACCUCAACCAACAGGAUGUUUUAGGAGAAGCUCCACUACACAAGGCAGCAAAAGUUGGAAGCCUGGAGUGCCUUAGCCUGCUUGUAGCCAGUGAUGCCCAAAUUGAUUUAUGUAAUAAGAACGGGCAAACAGCUGAAGAUCUCGCUUGGUCAUGUGGAUUUCCAGACUGUGCCAAGUUUCUUACAACAAUUAAAUGCAUGCAGACAAUAAAACCAAGUGAACACUCGGACAGGAAUGACCGUGUUCCUGUGCUCAGACAGAAGCGAAGUUUUGGAAGUGUAGGAAGUAUCAGUGGGAAAAGGAAGUGUGGAUGUCACGUGGGUCAUGAAGAAGUCUGAAGAACGCCCUCAUUUCAUGCAGAUCUAUAAGCUCCUGCUUUUGGCUUUACCAUAUGUGUGUCUAAACUCCUUCUGAGAAGGAGGAAAAACUUUCUUCCAAGUGAAGAUCCAUUUAAGAACACAUGUAUUUACAUGCCUAUAACAUGCUGGUUGUGUAUGCUUUGUCUUUUAAGUUUUAUUAAAGGAAUGUCUAAAAAAUA